GGAGUCCGUCAUGCCAAGACGACAGCAUCCCUGCUUAUCGCUCCUCCGAGUCUGUCUCGGCUUCAUGAGGAAUUGAUCGCUCUCUAUCUUAGUCUUGAACUGCUCUGGUUAAUAGAUGGUCUCCACCAUCAUGCUCAUCUUUUACAUGCCGACCUCAAGCCGGACAAUUUACGUCUUUCUAGUUGGACUGACGAUAGUAUAGGUAGCGGCACAGGAAGCUCAUUGAUCUCAUGGGAUAAGGUGCUAUCUCUAGUUCACAUUUCUGUUUCAUUUCCUAUUAUAUCUGCUAUGGCUGACUCGGACCAGCUGAGCUGCUCUUCUGAUAAGCGAAUGGCACACAUGAAUUGCAAUUCGUUAACUGGAAAUUCCUUGGCUUCCCGAGAGAACAAGGAAAACCAGGUUAGACAUCAAGAAGUCGCCAGUGGAGUUAUUUUUAUGUUUAUUUUUUUUAUUCCCUCAGACCUCAUUGCUUUUAUAGCCCCCAGAAUAACAUCACAUAGAAGUGUUCGUUCAUAUACGAAUAGCUUUUUAAAGCAUUCUAUCUGA
Messenger RNA from Protopolystoma xenopodis, 546 nucleotides. Lineage: Eukaryota; Metazoa; Platyhelminthes; Monogenea; Polystomatidea; Polystomatidae. The record is from the annotation of a GenBank genome assembly.